CCGACGACAUUCGCUCGUCUGCAGCCGACUGUCGUCUUCGAGCUCACUGCACUUUAUCGCACCGUCACCACUGCCGUGCCACUUCAUCACUCCCACAAGUCUUGAUCACCGUCCAGCCGUGACGACAAGACUUACUGCCGUCUCAGCAGCGAAGAAACUCGUGUCUGAAUAAUCCGAUACUGCCGACCGCCAUCGCGAUGAACUCCAAACCCGAUGGACAACAGUCCAAGUAUCAGCUGUCCAAAGAAACGGCUGGACUCCGUUCAACGGAUUUAUUGCCUCAUAAUUUAUCCGGACAAGCACCAACCAGAGAGUUUCUAUUAAAAAUCGUUGAUAUCUUAGUAGAUUACAUCAAUGACGUUAAUGAUAGAGACGAAAAAGUAUUGCAUUUUAAGCACCCCGAGGAGAUGUUGCGACUGUUGAAAUUGGAAAUUCCCGACGAAGGUGUGCCGUUGCAAAAUUUAAUUGACGAUUGCAGUCUAACACUCAAGCAUCAAGUAAAAACAGGACAUCCGAGAUUUUUCAAUCAGCUGUCAUGUGGUUUGGACAUCGUGUCCAUGGCCGGCGAAUGGCUUACGGCAACGGCAAACACGAACAUGUUCACUUACGAAAUCGCUCCGGUGUUUAUUCUCAUGGAAAACGUGGUGUUGGCCAAGAUGAGGGAAAUCAUCGGGUGGAAGACCGGGGACUCGAUUUUUGCUCCAGGUGGAUCGAUAUCGAAUAUGUACGCGUUUUUGGCAGCCCGGCACAAAAUGUUCCCGGGAUACAAGGAACAAGGACUUCACUCGAUCAAGGGACAACUGGUCAUGUACACGUCGAACCAAUCUCAUUAUUCGGUUAAAAGUUGUGCUUCUGUGUGCGGACUUGGAACAGAAAAUUGCGUGGAUGUACCAAGUGACGCAAGGGGCCGCAUGAUUCCUUCUGAGCUGGAGCGCCUCAUAUUAGAAAGAAAAUCCAAAGGCCACAUACCAUUUUUCGUCACUGCCACUGCGGGCACAACCGUUCUUGGUGCAUUUGAUCCAAUCAACGAAAUUGCGGACAUAUGCGAAAAAUAUAAGAUGUGGCUCCACAUCGAUGCUGCCUGGGGAGGAGGGUUGCUUCUAUCUCGCAAGUACCGACAUCCCCGUCUGGAUGGUAUCGAACGGGCCAACUCGGUGACUUGGAAUCCGCACAAAUUGAUGGGAACCCUACUCCAGUGCUCCACAAUACAUUUCCGAGAGACUGGACUAUUGAUCAGCUGCAACCAAAUGAGCGCGGAAUACUUGUUCAUGCAAGACAAACUAUACGACAUCCAAUACGAUACAGGUGACAAAGUAAUACAGUGUGGUCGUCACAACGAUGUGUUUAAACUUUGGCUGCAAUGGCGUGCCAAGGGUACCGAAGGUUUCGAAAAACACAUGGACCACUUGAUGGAACUCAGUGAAUAUAUGGUGGAGAAAAUUAAGGCAUCGCCAGACAAAUAUUAUUUGAUCCUCGAACCGGAAAUGGUGAACGUCAGCUUUUGGUACGUGCCAAAGCGCCUGCGGAACAUCCCACACUCGGCGAAACGAGCAGAAAGUCUUGGCCAGAUCACGCCGAUUCUGAAGGGCAAAAUGAUGGAAGUCGGCACUCUGAUGGUCGGAUAUCAGCCACUGAAUGAGAUACCGAACUUCUUCCGGAACAUCAUAUCCAGCGCCGCGGUCACCAAGGAGGACGUCGACUUUUUGCUCUCCGAACUGGAUCGCCUGGGACAAGACCUUUAAGUCAGGAGGAGAAAAAAAACGUUUAAUGAUACAUUCUGCUAGUCUCUAUAAUAUUAUGUAUAGGUGCCUAGUUAUUAUAGUUAUUAUUGUGUUAUGAUUUAGUAGACGCUAUAUCAUGAUUCCCGGUCAAAGGCUCUAUUUCCGCUGUCAGUAAUAAUAAUAAAAAUAUUAGGUAUGGCGUGUGCUGCGUUUAUAGUAGGUAGGUAAUAUGUGUAGAUGAUGGUUUCGCGUAAUCAUUAGUAGUUUUACGUUUUAAAUUUAAAAAUAGGCGAUAAGCUUUACCCCCGGUUUCCCUUGAUUAUUAUUAUUGUUGUUGUUGUUAUUGUUAUUGUAGUUGUAGUGGUUAAAAUAAAUGGUGAGCAUAUUAUUGUAUUGUAUUUAUUAUACGUCCACACGUUAUAUUAUAUAUAUAUAUUAUAAUAUUAUGUUUCCUUUUAAGUAACGACUUUUCGUCGGUCGCAACUCGCGAAUGUUUAAUUUUUUUUUUGUUAAUCACCAUUUUUAAGACCCCGUUGUGUAUUUGUGUUUUAAUGGAAAUUUACUGACAGUAGUUUCCUCGAGUACGUGUGUUGUAACAACAAUAAUAAUAAUAAUAAUAAUGUACCUAAUGAGAUUGAUCACUUAUGUUCAACUACAAUCACACGCUAAUGUAACAUCGUUUUAAGUCUUAGUUAUUGUAUAAUAUUGCUUGAAUAAAUCUCACCUGUGACCCGUCAAAACCAAGAGGGUAGAUUGUUCGUUUGAAUGUGUCUUGAAUUUUACUUUUAUAGUUUCAUCUCACAGCAAAUAGGGUAGGUACCUCCAGAUAAUUGUUCGACCACAAUAAGUUUUUUUUUCGAUCGUAUGAUGGCAAUAAUAAAUGAUAAAACUUCAACUUACCAAUCCGUCACGGCUUGGUACACUAAAGUUAAUCACAAAAAGUGAACAAUAUUCGAAACGAAAAAUCGUUUACGUUUAGAGUAAUAUAAAGUUCGAUUGUUGGUUAUACGGUUUAUCUAACUUUUUGUACUCGAUUUUUCGGUUCGGGUUCGUUUGCGUCCAGGUAUACAUUUUUUGUUUGCAUGUUUUUAAAAUCACCGCAGUGAAGAAAAUCUACAAACUUUUUCCCGAUCUCAAAUCGUUUGUAUGUUUUUCAACACGUUUUCUCUUAUCUGCACCGUUGUUUUUCUGCACCAAUUUAUUCGCACAUUUGCACAAAAGUUUUCUAUUCGCACUGUCGCACUUCAAAAUAUUAUGCACUUAUGACUUACUUUCUUUACUUUUACAAACACGUAUAUAAUGUGUUUGAUAUAAUAAUAACAUAAUCAUGGGCGUCCUCAGAUGACAAGUAGUUGACACUACACGAAGUCCUGCACACCCGCUCACGGGUUUCCCCCCUUUAUAUUUAAUAUAUGACUAUUAAAAGCACGAAAAGUGUUAAAAUCUGUUGCAAAUAUGUCCUUUAUAUCGUAUUUUUUUUUAUCCCUAUAUCGUUUUUUUAAUUUUCUAAAAAAAAAUGGACACCCUUGAACAUUUAUCUUAUUAUUAUAUUAUUCAAUACAAAUACAAGACUAUUUUUAACUUUUUACUCAAUAUUAUAAUAUACAAUAUAUACUAGUAGCACAGUAGUUACUUCAAAUGCACUUAACAUGUUUCGCACUUUUUAUUCACAUAAUAAUUAUUGCACAUUUUUGUAUAUUGAUUGAUAUUAUAUUUAAGAUAAUAUUCAAUACUGCGAUAUUUAUUACUAUUAGUACGCUCACUUACGCGUGUGAUUAGUAUUACAUAAGAUAUCGCAGUAUUGUUAAUCACUUUAUUAUUACUUAAGAGAAUGUUUUCUUUAUAAUUACAUAAUAUUAUUAUUGCCAUUACACGAUCCGUCAGAAUAUCUUUUGAAGUGCAAAGUUUGCACACCUUCCAACUCGUCUCCAUUAAUCAUCAUAAUAUAUUACAAUAUCUAUUGUUAAUCAAUCUCGUAAAACUUUCUCCUUUAUCGGUGCACCCUCUCGCUGAACCCUAUUCUAAGUUGGCGCCCCUCGGUGGUCCAUGCGCGUUUUCCAAGUCAUUCAUCAAAUCUUGAGUACUGAUAGGCUUCCACCCAAUUUUUUCCCCUACACAUACUUCACAAUGGGUACAAGAUAUAAUAUUUUUUUAUACCGUAGG
Molecule: messenger RNA, 3884 nt
Organism: Myzus persicae (green peach aphid)
Lineage: Eukaryota; Metazoa; Arthropoda; Insecta; Hemiptera; Aphididae
Gene: Gad1
Product: glutamate decarboxylase
Exons: 11
Coding region: 198-1742 (514 amino acids)
Biological process (GO): carboxylic acid metabolic process
Cellular component (GO): cytoplasm
Molecular function (GO): pyridoxal phosphate binding; carboxy-lyase activity
Source: RefSeq, a predicted model, not a curated record